CUUUCCUGCGCUGCCCUCCUCCUGUCACGAUGUGGCUGUAUGUCUGGUGCCAGUGGUGUGGUCUCAGUGGGACGCUGUUCUUCAUUUUUGCUGUUUUUCUGCUGAUAUGUUUGGGAAAGAAGAGAGAUCCUCCUCAUUUCCCACCAGGACCACCAGCCCUUCCUAUUUUGGGGAACAUCUUCAGCAUCGAUUCUAAGCAGCCUCAUAUUUACCUGACCAAGCUCGCUGAUGUUUAUGGGAAUGUGUUCUGCAUUCGUCUGGGAAGACACAAAACUGUUUUUGUGACUGGCUGGAAGAUGGUGAAGGAGGCGCUGGUGACACAGGCCGACAAUUUCGUGGACAGGCCUUACAGCCCAAUGGUGACCAGGAUUUAUGGAGGAAACUCAGCGGGUCUUUUCUUCAGCAACGGCUCGGUGUGGAAGAGACAGCGGCGCUUCGCCAUGACCGUGCUUCGCACUUUCGGUCUUGCCAAAAGCUCCACAGAGCAGAGCAUCUGUGAGGAAAGCCAACAUCUGCAGGAAGCAAUGGAGAAGGAAGAAGGAGAACCCUUUGACCCGGUCCCACUCUUGAACAAAGCUGUCUCCAACAUCAUCUGCCAGAUCGUGUUUGGGAGGCGGUUUGACUACAGCGACACAGACUUCCAGGGAAUGCUGACUAAUCUAACAGACAUGGCCUAUCUAGAAGGCUCAGUUUGGGCUCUGCUAUAUGAUGCCUUCCCUGCACUCAUGAAACAUCUGCCCGGGCCUCACAACAGCAUCUUCAGCAGCUCCAAAUCUUUGGAGACAAUGAUCAGGAGAGAGAUCGACAGGCACAAGCAGGACCUGGACCCCAGCAACCCACGAGAUUACAUCGACAAGUUCCUCAUGGAGGAGAGACACAACAGAAGGAACAACACAGGCUUUGAGGAGGAAAACCUGGUUCUGUGCUGUCUGGAUCUGUUCCUGGCUGGCAGUGAAACCACCUCUAAGACUCUGCAGUGGGGGCUCAUUUACCUCAUCGCAAACCCUCACAUCCAAGAUAAAGUACAGGCAGAGGUGGACAGAGUGGUGGGACAGACCCGUCUGCCCACCAUGGCAGACAGAACCGCCAUGCCGUACACGGAGGCGGUUAUCCACGAGAUCCAGAGGAUGGGGAACAUCGUUCCUCUCAACGGACUCAGGAUGGCGGCGAAGGACACAACGCUGGGUGGUUACGUCAUCCCAAAGGGCACAGCCGUGAUGCCGAACCUCACCUCCGUGCUGUUCGACCAGACGGAGUGGGAAACUCCAGACACCUUCAACCCCGAACACUUCCUUGAUGCGGAUGGAAAGUUCCUGAGGAAGGAAGCGUUUCUGCCCUUCUCUGCAGGAAAGCGUGCGUGUCUUGGCGAGAGUCUGGCUAGGAUGGAGCUCUUCUUGUUCUUUGUCACUUUACUUCAGAGGUUUCACUUCUCUGCGGCAGCAGGAGUCGAGCUUCGUACAGAAGGAAUAGUUGGAGCUACUAGAACUCCACAUCCUUUCAAGAUCAUCGCAAACCCUCGUUAAGAAGCCGAAUCAAAAACCAUUUAAGCAAUUAAGCUUGGUUUAAUCAUAAAGCUGAAUUUAGUGUAAAAAGGAUGCCUGGACGACAAACAAUGAGAAAAGUCUAAAUGUUCAAGUGUUAUAAAUAAUCUGUACAGAUUUAAUACACCAAAUUCUGUGUUUCAAUGAUAGUCAAUUUUGGCUAAUAUUUUUAGAUACUGUGAAUACUUUAAAUUCAGUUAUGCGAGUCAUCAUGUGAGUUAAGAUACUGCUUACAAAAAUUAAAGGAACACUUUUUUUAUUGGGUCUGGCAUGAAUCUAAUGAAAACUGUCUGAUAAUUUUCUUGUUGGUUAAGCAGCUGAGGGCCUCGUUCAUCAAUUUCAGCUGUAUUGGUGUUCAUGGAAUUAACAACAGGUGCA
Messenger RNA from Oryzias melastigma (Indian medaka), 1919 nucleotides. RefSeq names its product cytochrome P450 2J2. The coding region runs from base 30 to 1523 and encodes 497 amino acids. NCBI's taxonomy places the organism in Eukaryota, Metazoa, Chordata, Actinopteri, Beloniformes, Adrianichthyidae. Gene Ontology annotation, cellular component: cytoplasm; intracellular membrane-bounded organelle. Gene Ontology annotation, biological process: xenobiotic metabolic process. The transcript is spliced from 9 exons. The record is from RefSeq and is a predicted model, not a curated record. Gene Ontology annotation, molecular function: oxidoreductase activity, acting on paired donors, with incorporation or reduction of molecular oxygen, reduced flavin or flavoprotein as one donor, and incorporation of one atom of oxygen; iron ion binding; heme binding.